Messenger RNA from Copidosoma floridanum, 854 nucleotides. RefSeq names its product histone lysine demethylase PHF8. NCBI's taxonomy places the organism in Eukaryota, Metazoa, Arthropoda, Insecta, Hymenoptera, Encyrtidae. The record is from RefSeq and is a predicted model, not a curated record.
ACCAUCAACAAGGGAAGCUAUUGCUGGAAUGCUGUCGUUUAGUGUACAAUGUUACCCCACAAAUUCGAAAAUACUUACAAAAUGUUCUGAUGCCGUGCAAUCAAAUAAUUCCUUACUCAAGACCGAUGAAGAAGAAGAUGAUUUCUUAACAGAUCACACUGAUGAACUGCACCAAGAUAAUGACUUUAUUUACCCAGCACUUGAUGUAUCGGAUGAAGAUGAUUACAUAUCUCAAUUCAGAGGAAAAAAAAAAAAUGAUGAAGCAUGGAAUCCUAAAGCCCAGCUGGGUUCACUGUUUCCUAAAAUAAAUCGGCCAACACGAAUCACCGCAAAAAAAACUACUGUUGACAAGUGUUUAAAAGCAGCUGCAAAAAAACUCACCAAAAAUUAUUGUGCAAAGCGAGUGUCGCGGACAAAUAAAGACCGAAAGUCUGCAGCAACAGAAAAAUAUCCAGCCUCCAAAAAAACAAUUGACGUCGUAUCUACUCGAAAAAUUAAAACACUAGAGCCUCGGCUCCUAUGUGAAAAUUUGAAUUUGGAUGCUUUCCCCACAAUUUUAACUGAAUCCCAUCGAUUAGAAAACGUAAAAGCAAAACUUGCUGCUUCUGUCUUAGUUGAUCAAAGACCCAAAAAAGGAAUGAAAACUGUCAAGCAGCGCUUGGGAAAGAUUCUUAAAAUUCACAGAAUGUUUCACUAAAAGUACAGGUGUACCCUCAGCGAUGAAAGAAAAUUCCAAAAAAACAUAUACGUGCUUAUUAUAUGACAGAUUUCCUAAUGUUUAUUUAUCACAAUAAAUAUUAGUUGUAAUGAAUGAGCUCAAGACUAAGAAGAGAAAAUUACUAGUAUUAAAGAAU